AUGGCCACCGAUACGCUAGAUCUUCUCAAAGAUUGGCAAUUGUCUGUUAAACAAGUCAAUCCGCGGCAAUACGUUGCUCAGAUUCCUCAGUUACUCUCUGGAGACCUUGAUUUAGGCAUCGUUGGGCUUGACAUUGUUAGUGAGUUUGGUCAGGGAAAUGAUGAUCUUAUUAUUGUUCAUGAAGCUCUCAACUUCGGAGACUGUCAUCUCUCUCCUGCGCUACCAAAUUAUGGGAUAUUUGAGAAUAUUAAUUCUCUCAAGGAGCUAGCACAAAUGCCUCAGUGGACUGAGGAAAGACCUUUACGAGUUGCUAAUAAUCCAACUUAG
Messenger RNA from Eruca vesicaria subsp. sativa (arugula), 327 nucleotides. NCBI's taxonomy places the organism in Eukaryota, Viridiplantae, Streptophyta, Magnoliopsida, Brassicales, Brassicaceae. The record is from the annotation of a GenBank genome assembly.